AUGCCCAAAAGUCUCAUUGCGGGCGUCAUGUGGGGGAAGCUGGAAGAUGUAGAGACGACACUCCGACAUGACGUGAACCAGAGCGACGGCAUGGCCAAAUACGGCUGGAUCUCAUACGAUACACGAGAAGGCGGCCGACAAAUGAUAGAAGACGUCGGAAACAAGAUAAACCUCAUAACCGAGUUCAUAAAGCACUCUGAAGGCCAGAGCCAGGGGAAUUGGGGGUUGCGCAUCAAGGGCAUGCCCAGGCCUGAUGCGCCGAAAGAUCUCACGACUACCGUGGUCUUCUACAUUGGCAUGGAGGCCAUGGAAGCCUGUGCCGACUGCAAGCUCGAGGCGCGUCAACAGUUUGAGGCCGAUGAGAAGACGGUUCAAGCUGUGAAUAUGAAUAUUGCGCAUCCGAAGUUGGGUAAUGCGGGUAUUCAUAUCCCUGUGCCCAUCAAUGCAGAUGAGAAACGUGAAAUAGCGUAUAUCAAGACGCUGAACGUUACGGAAGAUAGGCUGUGGCAGGGUAAAUCCACCUUCUUGGAGUCGCUGAAAGACCAAACGAAAGACCGCACCGAGCCAGGACCAAAUGAUAUCGUACUGCGCAACGCUCCGGGCAACGGCAAUUUACAGUUAGUGCAGAUGGUGUGCCAUGGGGAGUUCGAGUUCGACAUCCUGUACUCGAGUGAUACUGCGAAACGAGCCAUGACCUCCGCCGGUCUUACCACCAGUCUAGAGGAAACCCUCGCAUCCUUCGCCAAGAACUUCGACGCAGUGUUCACCCCGAAAACUCCCUUCACAACCGUCAUGCACCGCGCCUUCUCUCGGAAUACUUUCUCCAAUCUGCUAGGUGGACUAGGCUACUUUACUGGCACUGCAAAGGUCGACACGUCGAAGAAGGCCAUAUACGCUGAGACCACUGCAAACUUCUGGCAAAAGUCGGUCGAUGCGAAGAAGCAUACAACACCGGAGACGAAAGGCCCGUAUGAGCUCCUCACUCAUACGCCAUCUCGUGCAGCAUUUCCUAGAGGAUUCCUGUGGGACGAGGGGUUCCAUCUCUUUCUUGUCAUUGAAUGGGAUGCUGAUCUCGCUCUCGAGGUGAUACGCGACUGGCUCUUAAACCUCAUGGAUGAUGAUGGCUGGAUAGCAAGAGAGCAGAUCCUAGGCGCGGAAGCCGAGGGUGCAACGCCUGCUGAGUUCGUCACCCAAUUUCCACACAUUGCGAAUCCGCCAACGAUGUUUCUGGUCAUCUCAAAGUUCAUCGAUAUGCUGAAAGGCACGACAAAAUAUCAUGGUCACGACUCCCUGUAUCUCGCCAAAGCAGAGACUGGGAAAGCUUUGGUGACGAAGACGUAUCCGUACCUCAAGAAGCACUACGACUGGUUCCGGAGGUCACAAUCGGGAGAUGUGGAGGCCCAUUCAAUUCCAUCGGCCAAUUUGAAUGAAGGCUACAGGUGGCGUGGUCGAACACCAGGAACGAACUUUGCCAGCGGGUUGGACGAUUACCCUCGAGCGGAACCUCCCGACAUCACGGAGUUGCAUUUGGACGCCUUGUGCUGGGUGGGCGUCAUGGCACGAACACUGGAACGCAUCGCGUUCUUCACCGAAAACGCCCACGACGCGCUCACAUACCAAAACCACAUCCGCGGCGUCAAAACCAACAUCGACACCAUCCACUGGUCCAAAGAACCAAACACCUACUGCGACGCCGUAGUCCGCAACGACCUCCACACGCACGUCUGCCACAAAGGCUACAUCUCCAUCUUCCCUCUCCUCACCGGCUUCACCGACCCCUCACACCCACAUCUCCCCGCCAUGCUAACCCUCCUCCGCGACCCCUCCCACCUCUGGACCGACUUCGGCGUCCGCAGUCUAAGCCCCGAAGACGACGCCUACGGCAAAGACGACAACUACUGGCGCUCGCCCAUCUGGAUAAACAUAAACUACCUCCUCCUCACCAACCUCCUCGACCUCGCCCAAAUUCCCGGGCCCUCACAACAACGCUGCCGCGAGAUCUACAUCGAACUCCGCAGCAACAUCGUCCACACCGUGUUCAAUUCGUACCUCCAAACAGGCUAUAUCUGGGAGCAAUACGACCCUGUUAAAGGUGCUGGACAGCGUACCCAGCACUUCACGGGCUGGUCGGCGUUGGUGGUUAAGGUCAUGGCUAUGCCUGAUCUGGAGAGGGAUGACGGUGUUACGGAGAAGGUGAAGGGGUAUUAUGAGGAGGCGAAGAAGCAGGCGGGCAUGAAUCAGAGGACGGAGGCGGGGAGUGUGGUGUUUGCGGUGGUGUUUAUGGGGUUUGUGUAUGUGACUCGGAGGAGGUUUGCGGGGACUUUGAGGGGGUUGCGGAGGGGGAAGUGA
This is a messenger RNA of Alternaria hordeiaustralica, 2349 nucleotides long. RefSeq lists its product as uncharacterized. Gene Ontology annotation, biological process: protein N-linked glycosylation; oligosaccharide metabolic process. The transcript has 5 exons. The record is from RefSeq and is a predicted model, not a curated record. Gene Ontology annotation, cellular component: endoplasmic reticulum membrane. Gene Ontology annotation, molecular function: Glc3Man9GlcNAc2 oligosaccharide glucosidase activity. The coding region runs from base 1 to 2349 and encodes 782 amino acids. NCBI's taxonomy places the organism in Eukaryota, Fungi, Ascomycota, Dothideomycetes, Pleosporales, Pleosporaceae.